Messenger RNA from Vittaforma corneae ATCC 50505, 534 nucleotides. RefSeq lists its product as uncharacterized. Gene Ontology annotation, molecular function: carbohydrate derivative binding; monosaccharide binding; glucose-6-phosphate isomerase activity. Gene Ontology annotation, cellular component: cytosol. Gene Ontology annotation, biological process: glycolytic process; glucose 6-phosphate metabolic process; gluconeogenesis. NCBI's taxonomy places the organism in Eukaryota, Fungi, Microsporidia, Nosematidae. The record is from RefSeq and is a predicted model, not a curated record. The transcript has a single exon. Bases 1 to 534 code for a protein of 177 amino acids.
AUGAGAAUUCUUGAGAAAUUAACGAAGGAGAGGGUGGAGGAAAACUCUGAAACACUGGAGCUCACCGGCGGCGAAUUUCUGUACUACGACUUCAGCAAGAGCCACAUUGCAGAGAACGACAAGGAAGAAAUCAGAAGCAAGAUCCUCAGCAACGGCUUUGAGUCGAAGAUUGAGGGAAUGCUGCAGGGCAGAAACAUCAACACGACAGAGUCCAGGCCGGUUCUUCAUUAUCUCCUGAGGGAUGAGAGGGUGCUGCUGCAGGUGGAGCAGAUUUUGGGCAAUGAGGAGAGUGCCAAGAAGGCCAAAACCUCAGGUGACGUUAUUAGUAAUGCGAAAGAAGAGAUUAUUGAAGAGCUGGCCAGGAUCGCUCGAUUUUCCGAGGCUUUUGAUGGGAUGGAGGGAGUAACGAGCAAGACGUUCGACACUAUUGUGAAUAUAGGAAUAGGGGGAAGCGACCUGGGGACCCAGGAUGGUAACAGAUGCUUUGCAGGCCUAUUCCAAGGGCAGAAAGGUGUUUUUCAUUUCAAACAUUGA